AUGAAGAUCUCUGCUGCCAUUUCCACUGCCCUCCUGGCCGUUAGUGCCGCUGCGUUCGACAAGAACCAACCUUGGGGCAAACGCGACUACAACUGUGUCAACGUCUUCCAGGGCAUCCCCGACAACUCGACUGUCGCUCCCGGCGCCGAGAUCAACAUCAAGUUCGACCGCAAGUCCAAGACCUGCGAGUCUCUGGUCAAUUACAAAGGCUCGAAUUAUACCCUCUACCUCUACAACAACCCUGUUAGAAACCUGGACACUAUCAAGUUCGACAAGGAAAUUCCGAUUAGGCAGCACGACAUCCCCGAGAAGGAUGGUGCUGUCACGAUCGCCAUCCCGUCUCAGGAGAAGCUCGGCACCGUUGCGGACGACAGUGUUUGGUAUCUCCGUCUCUCCACUAGUUUGAACGAUGCCCCACAGAUGCCUACUCUCUUCAAUGCCGCCGGUCCUUUCGCUAUUCGUGCUUAA
Molecule: messenger RNA, 468 nt
Organism: Aspergillus bombycis
Lineage: Eukaryota; Fungi; Ascomycota; Eurotiomycetes; Eurotiales; Aspergillaceae
Exons: 2
Coding region: 1-468 (155 amino acids)
Source: RefSeq, a predicted model, not a curated record